Messenger RNA from Ailuropoda melanoleuca (giant panda), 2200 nucleotides. It is a transcript of the gene SLC6A14, whose product is annotated as solute carrier family 6 member 14. Gene Ontology annotation, cellular component: plasma membrane. Gene Ontology annotation, molecular function: branched-chain amino acid:sodium symporter activity; neutral, basic amino acid:sodium:chloride symporter activity; alanine transmembrane transporter activity. Gene Ontology annotation, biological process: sodium ion transmembrane transport; amino acid import across plasma membrane; (R)-carnitine transmembrane transport. The record is from RefSeq and is a predicted model, not a curated record. The transcript is spliced from 14 exons. The coding region runs from base 74 to 1993 and encodes 639 amino acids. Lineage: Eukaryota; Metazoa; Chordata; Mammalia; Carnivora; Ursidae.
UGUGCACCUGCCACCAGUCGAGCUCAGCCAGACUGCGAGACGAGGCGGAGCGAGCGGAGGGAGUGAGUCAACCAUGGACAAGUUGAAGUGCCCGAGCUUCUUCAAGUGCAGAGGGAAGGAGAAAGUGACGGCUUCAUCUGAGAAUUUCCAUGUUGGUGAAAAUGACGAGAAUCAGGACCGUGGGAACUGGUCCAAAAAAUCGGAUUAUCUUCUAUCUAUGGUUGGAUAUGCGGUGGGAUUAGGGAAUGUGUGGAGAUUCCCCUAUUUGACCUACAACAAUGGCGGAGGUGCCUUCCUGAUACCUUAUGCAAUCAUGCUGGCCCUGGCUGGCUUACCUCUGUUCUUCCUGGAGUGUUCGCUGGGACAAUUUGCUAGCUUAGGUCCAGUUUCAGUUUGGAGGAUUCUCCCGUUGUUUCAAGGUGUGGGAAUUACGAUGGUCCUGAUAUCCAUUUUUGUGACAAUCUAUUACAAUGUCAUAAUCGCCUAUAGUCUUUACUACAUGUUUGCUUCUUUUCAAAGCGAACUACCAUGGAAAAACUGCUCAUAUUGGGCAGAUGAGAACUGUAGCAGGUCACCUAUAGUUACAUAUUGUAAUGUCACUACAAAUACGGGGGAGAGCAUCCGAGUGAAUAAAAGCUGGGUAGACGUCAACAGUUUAAACUGCAUCAAUGGAAGUGAAAUUUAUCAGCCAGGGCAGCUUCCCAGUGAACAAUACUGGAACAAAGUGGCGCUCCAGCGGUCAAGUGGAAUGGAUGAGACUGGAGUAAUUGUGUGGUAUUUAGCACUUUGUCUUCUUCUGGCUUGGCUCAUAGUUGGAGCAGCACUAUUUAAAGGAAUCAAAUCUUCUGGCAAGGUGGUAUAUUUUACAGCUAUUUUCCCCUACGUUGUCCUGCUCAUCCUGUUAAUCCGAGGGGCGACUCUGGAGGGUGCAUCGAAAGGCAUUUCAUACUAUAUUGGAGCACAGUCAAAUUUUACGAAACUUAGGGAAGCCGAGGUUUGGAAGGAUGCUGCCACUCAAAUCUUUUACUCCCUUUCAGUGGCGUGGGGGGGCCUAGUUGCUCUGUCAUCUUACAACAAGUUCAAUAACAACUGCUUCUCAGAUGCUAUUGUAGUUUGUUUGACAAACUGCCUCACUAGUGUGUUUGCUGGAUUUGCUAUUUUUUCUAUAUUGGGACACAUGGCUCAUAUAUCUGGAAAAGAAGUCUCUCAAGUCGUAAAAUCAGGUUUUGAUUUGGCAUUCAUUGCUUAUCCAGAAGCACUAGCCCAACUCCCAGGUGGGCCAUUUUGGUCCAUAUUAUUUUUCUUCAUGCUUUUGACUUUGGGUCUCGACUCUCAGUUUGCAUCCAUUGAAACGAUUACAACAACAAUUCAAGAUUUAUUUCCCAAAGUGAUGAAGAAAAUGAGGGUUCCUGUAACUUUGGGUUGCUGCUUGGUUUUGUUUCUCCUUGGUCUCGUCUGUGUGACUCAGGCUGGAAUUUACUGGGUUCAUCUGAUUGACCACUUCUGUGCUGGAUGGGGCAUUUUGAUUGCGGCUAUACUGGAAAUAAUAGGAAUCAUUUGGAUUUAUGGCGGGAACAGGUUCAUUGAAGAUAUAGAAAUGAUGAUUGGAGCAAAAAGGUGGAUAUUCUGGCUGUGGUGGAGAGCCUGCUGGUUUGUCAUUACACCUUUUCUUCUGAUUGCAAUUUUGAUAUGGUCAUUGGUGAAAUUUCAUAGGCCUAAUUAUGCCAAAAUUCCAUACCCUGACUGGGGAGUUGCUCUAGGCUGGUGUAUGAUUAUUUUCUGCAUUAUUUGGAUUCCAAUUAUGGCCAUCGUAAAAAUAAUUCAAGCUGAAGGAAAUAUCUUUCAACGCAUUGUAAGCUGCUGCAGACCGGCUUCUAACUGGGGUCCAUACCUGGAACGGCAUCGUGGGGAGAGAUAUAAAGAUAUGGUAGAUCCUAAAAAAGAGACUGACCAUGAAAUACCUACUGUUAGUGGCAGCGGAAAACCAGAAUGAGAUCUAAUUUUUAAAAAUAUGUGGUCAUACAAUGUGAGUCUUUUAGAACAGAGGAAAAUUUUAUUUAUUUGUAUGUUAACUGAGUAGGAAAAUGUAUAUACUAUGUUCAUGAUAGUAUAAUCUUUUUUCCCAUUUAAGCAGGAAUGUAAUAUAAUGUGAAUCUACUAAUACGUAACAAUGUGAUUAUUAUAUUUCUUUUUAGAUUAU